AUGACGUCCAUGAUUAUUCUCCCGUGACCCGCCACGUGGCCGUCCUAUCAAAUCCAAUGCUCGGACUUUGGAAAAGCCCCGAUGAUUGAUUCGACAUAACAGAACAGUCGGAGUGGUACGUACAUAUGUCAUCCAGUGAUGACUUUCAUGAUGGCCGCCACCUACUCCGCCACGCGCCGAUUCCCAACUCGUGAAAUACACACCGUAUCAAACCCUCUUGAUUUUUCAUAACACGAAGCGCUGGACACUCUCUUCUGAAAGCCACCCGCAGUGUAAGUGAGGCUGGAGAUGAGUAUGGUGAAGAGUCAAGGCAGCUCCGUCGCGGCGAUGCGUACCCUCUCUCCUUCCUCCGCCACUUCUCGCUGUUCCACUCAACGUUCCGCCGCUUAUUCUUCUUCCUCAGAUGACACGAAUUGUGGUACGCCAACAUGGAUCGGGAAGGGGCUUACUUGUGUUUGCUUCAAGGCAAAGGGAAAUUAUGAAAGGGUCUGCUUGAAUCUGACACCCCUGCAGGAGGAAAGGAUGAGAAGGUUGCAGCGCCGGAUGAAGAUUUACUUUGAUUCUUCUAGGCCAGAUCACCAGGAAGCGCUGAGAGCUCUAUGGUAUGCUACAUAUCCCAGUCAAGAGCUUCAUGGCUUGGUAUCUGAUCAGUGGAAAGAGAUGGGAUGGCAGGGAAGAGACCCAUCUACUGAUUUCAGAGGUGCUGGAUUUAUUUCUUUGGAGAACCUCUUGUUCUUCGCAAAGACAUUUUCGACAUCUUUCCAGUGCCUAUUGAACAAGCAAGGAGGAAAGCCAGCUGCUUGGGAAUAUCCAUUUGCUGUUGCCGGUGUAAAUAUUACAUUUAUGAUCAUGCAAAUGCUUGACCUCGAAGCCACGAAACCAAGGUCCUUUAUCAGGGCAGUUUUCUUACAGAUGUUGUUAGAAAGCGAGUGGGCUUUUGACUUGCUCUAUUGCGUCGCCUUCAUGGUUAUGGAUAAACAGUGGCUUGAGAGAAAUGCUACAUACAUGGAAUUCAAUGAUGUUUUGAAAUCAACUCGAGCUCAAUUGGAGAGGGAAUUACUAAUGGACGAUGUCUUGCGGAUUGAAGACAUGCCAUCUUACAGCCUUCUUACUUGAUAGUAAUUGAUAUUUAAACAACCUAGAAGGCUAGAAGCAUCCCUGAUUGACCUUAAAAUUGUACAAUCUCUCUCUCUCUCUCUCUCUCUCUCUCUCUCUCUCUCUCUCUCUCUCUCUCUCUCUCUCUCUCUCUCUCUCUCUCUCUCUCUCUCUCUCUCUCUCUCUCUCUCUCAGAGUAAUGGAAUCCAUAACUGCAUUUCAUUAGCACAAUCUGUAAUUAGGUUGUUCUACCAUCCAGCCUCUGUAGGUGGACUGGAGUUUUUCCUUUUGGCAGUACCACAUUGAGCUUAUGAGAAUUGUCUUGAAGGGUGUUGAGGAAAGAAAAUGAUUGCUUAAAGCAUAGAGUGUGGAAGCUUAGAUAAAAAUUCGAAAUUACAAGAAGUUUAACCAAUUAUAACAAUGCUGACUUUCACAUCUAAAGUCGUGGUAGCAUCUUUUCCGACGAUUAAUUUUAUGGCAAAAGUGUUUAAAUACGUGAUGAUACAUUCUCUGACAUUGUGUUUGUGGAGAAAUAUAUUAGACCAAUAACAUGGAAAUGAAUAUAAUUUUCGACAAACCAGUGCCUCGUCUUAAAAACUUAACACCAUUUUAUGGAGUAUACUGUGUCAUAAGAUGAAAUACGCAUUUUGAUUUUCUUAACUUUCAUGAUUAAAAAAAAAAUACAAAAUCUUAAUUUAACAAACAGCUGGACCUAGUUUGCGUAAUGUGAAUAGUUGAGAGAUUGGAUAGCUAGCUUCCUUUUCCUUUUUCUGGCCAGAUCUCAAUUAGUUACCGCAAAAUUCAGUUUCAGUUUUCAGCUUUAUCACACACCUUUGGGUCUCAGACACGAUUGGUAUCUUAUCCCUCCCUACCAAGAUUUCCCAUAGAAGAAUGAUAUAUCACCAUAUUUUAAACGUGAACAAGGUACAAGGCUUUGUUGUAAAUCAUUUUGCAAAAAUAAGCUCUAAAAUCACCAAUGAUAUAGAUACGCAAGCUGAUCUCAUACCAAAAAGAGGUAAAUGAAGCUCAAAUUUUCACAUCAAUGGGGUAUAGCUAUGUCGGGAAAUUUGCAGAUAUUGACGAGCUAAGCCAAUGUCCAUCAACCAGAAACUCGAACAAUAUUCGAGCAUUGAUUUAAUUCAGUAAUGAACCACUAAAAUGGGUAAUGAGGUAAGGGCUAAAUGAAGCACGAAAACUAGUUGUCUACCUU
This is a messenger RNA of Rosa chinensis, 2305 nucleotides long. RefSeq names its product ELMO domain-containing protein A. Bases 289 to 1116 code for a protein of 275 amino acids. The record is from RefSeq and is a predicted model, not a curated record. NCBI's taxonomy places the organism in Eukaryota, Viridiplantae, Streptophyta, Magnoliopsida, Rosales, Rosaceae. The transcript is spliced from 9 exons.